This is a messenger RNA of Trichoderma gamsii, 1041 nucleotides long. RefSeq lists its product as hypothetical. The record is from RefSeq and is a predicted model, not a curated record. Gene Ontology annotation, molecular function: catalytic activity. The transcript has a single exon. NCBI's taxonomy places the organism in Eukaryota, Fungi, Ascomycota, Sordariomycetes, Hypocreales, Hypocreaceae. The coding region runs from base 1 to 1041 and encodes 346 amino acids.
AUGUUGUCUCCCUUGUGUCUCCUCAGUAAUCCUAUACGAGGCGUCUUAUAUCUUGCUCUUCUGAGCUUACCUUGUUCUUCAACGGCUCUAGAGUCGGCAACUAACAUCGCCGACUCAGUUCAUACCCUAGCGCCCAUCCGAUAUGUCAAUACCUCUACACUGUCCAUUGCCUACUAUGAUUCGGCGCCAAGCGACUCAGCCGCACCAGUUGCCAUCUUGGUCCACGGGUUUCCUUAUUCGAUCGACACCUAUGUGGACGUUGUGCCCAAGCUCUCCGCCAAGGGCUAUCGCUUGAUAGUGCCGUAUCUUCGUGGCUAUGGCACCACUUCGUUUCUCUCGCCAAGCACCCCCCGCAGCGCGGAACAAGCCGCCUUGGGCAAGGAUAUCGUCGACCUGAUGGAUGCUCUGAGCAUCGACAAGGCCAUCUUUGCGGGCUACGACUGGGGCUCCGUGGCCGUCAACGUUGCCGCAGCCCUGUGGCCGGAUCGCUGUACCGGCAUGGUUGCUGCGAAUUCAUACUUGAUCCAGAACCGCCAGACGGCAUGGGCCACGGCGCCCUCUGCGUCUCUCGCCACGCGCUGGUACUUCUACGUCUUCCUCACACCGCAAGGUUACAGCGCGCUGGCCAGCGACACGCGAGGAUGGGCUGAGACACUCUGGUCCAGGAACAGCCCGCAGUGGAACUGGACGCAGGCUCAGCUGGACGCGGCGGUUCCGGCGUUUCGCAACCCAGACUAUGUCGACAUCGCAACUAACUUUUACAAGAACCGCCUACUGUAUGCCCCCGGCGACCCAUCCUAUGCGAAAUUGGCCGGCGAGCUAGACUUGCUGCCCGUCAUCAGAGUCCCCUCCGUGACGCUGGACCCGGACCAGGCUCCGGUCUUCCCCGCGACGAAUGGCUCGUCAACUGCUCAGCACUUUUCGGGACCGCGAGUGCAUCAUAUUGUCCACGGCUGUGGCGAAAACAUUCCUCUUCAAAGCCCGCAGGUCUUUGCGGAAGCUGUCAUGGAAGUGGCGGCUCUCGGGAAGCGCCAUAAUUAA